GCUCUGUCUUGGACUCAACUGGGUCACUCUGAGCAAGCUGAGUGGUCGAACAGUGUGAUUUGACCGCCGUGGACUCGCAGGACAUCUCCAUGGCUUCACCUCUGAAAGCGGGCUUUCACAGACUGGAUAUCCAGAAAACGACAUGGGAUGUUCCAGACCGAUACACGUCACUCAAACCGGUGGGCUCUGGAGCAUAUGGGACCGUAUGUUUUGCAAUUGAAGAGAAGACUAAGGAAAAGGUUGCCAUUAAGAAGCUGUACAGACCAUUCCAGUCUUUGAUCCAUGCUAAACGUGCAUACAGAGAACUCCGGCUGCUCCGUCACAUCCAACAUGACAAUGUGAUCUGCCUCCUCAAUGUCUUCACCCCUGAUUCUUCGCUGGAGAAAUUUGAUACUUUCUAUAUGGUGAUGCCAUUUGUGGCUCAGGAUCUUAGCCACAUCAUGAGGAGGAAACAAUUAUCCAAUAAAGUCGUCACGUACCUCUUCUAUCAGAUACUCAGAGGACUCAAGUAUAUUCAUUCUGCUGGGAUCAUUCAUCGGGAUCUUAAGCCAAGUAACCUUGCAGUGGAUGAAAACUGUGAACUGAAGAUCCUGGACUUUGGACUUGCAAGACACACAGAAACAGAGAUGACAGGUUAUGUGGUGACACGCUGGUACAGAGCCCCUGAGGUCAUUUUCAACUGGAUGCAUUACACUCAAACAGUUGAUGUAUGGUCUGCUGGCUGCAUCCUGGCCGAGAUGAUAACAGGAGAGGUGCUCCUCCCAGGCAAUGACAGUAUUGACCAGCUAAAGAAGAUCCUGAACCUAACAGGCACACCAAACUCUAUGCUGGUUCAGAAAAUGCAAAGCAAAGAUGCCCAGUCAUAUGUCCAGUCACUCCCAGUACAAAGAAAAAAGGCUUUCAAAGACGUGUUUCCUGCUAUGGAUCGUAAUGCGAUCAAUCUGCUGGAAGACAUGCUGGUUUUGGACCCGGAGGUCCGAAUUACAGCAAAGGAUGGCCUGUCACACCCAUAUCUCUCUGAGUUCCAUGACCCUGAAAAUGAGCCUGUUUCACCUCCAUACGAUGAUUCUUUUGAGAGUCUAGAGCUCGCCGUCAGUGAAUGGAAGAGCCUUAUCCACAUGGAAAUCAUGACAUUUGACCCAGACAACCCCGGAGUGACAGCAAUGUAACAUCUCAUCACAUUGGAAGAACAACACUCCAAAGAUUUACACACACCGUUUGAACUAUUGACUUUUUCAAGUUAAACAAUGUUAGGUAGCUACUGUAUCUUUUAAAGCCAGUAAUUAUUGACCAUUUUAAAGUGUGUGAAAUAAAUUUAAAAGCAUUUUAAUACAUUUUAAGUAUUUUAAGAUAAAAGUGUACUUAGGAGAGAUACUGUAAAAGCAUGAAAAAUAAAUGUGAUUUGU
Messenger RNA from Xyrauchen texanus (razorback sucker), 1406 nucleotides. RefSeq names its product mitogen-activated protein kinase 14A-like. The record is from RefSeq and is a predicted model, not a curated record. Bases 90 to 1169 code for a protein of 359 amino acids. Lineage: Eukaryota; Metazoa; Chordata; Actinopteri; Cypriniformes; Catostomidae. Gene Ontology annotation, biological process: intracellular signal transduction; protein phosphorylation. Gene Ontology annotation, molecular function: MAP kinase activity; ATP binding. Gene Ontology annotation, cellular component: cytoplasm; nucleus. The transcript has 12 exons.